AUGCCUGGAGCAAUCAUUAAGCAAAAAGCCUACCGGCAUCUCUCGCGAUCCACACAAGGACUCAAUACACAAGCACUUGAGAAGCAGCUCUCCGUUAACUUGCAGUCGGCCAAUCCUGAAUCAUCAAGUCAAGAGCGUAUGCAGGCCAAGCCCCAGAUCACGGAAGAUCUCUCAACCACGCUAGGAGCAGCUCACUGGAAGGGGCGCUUCGAAGAGAUUCGGCGCUGGCAGGAUGAGAAAGUCUACGAACUCCUACGUCUAGAAGACUACAAUCGCAAGUCUCAAGAACUAGAAGGCAUGGCAGUAGAGCACGAACUCUUGAAGACUGCGUAUAAUUCCCUUCUAAAAGAGAACAAAAUCCUAGAUAGCAAUGUCAAGCUUGCACAGAAAGUCCAACGGCUUAAAGAAAGAAACGAGAUCCUCUCUACAGCGAACGAGCGUCUCCGAGAAGAGAUACAAAACUUCAAGCACGGGUCUCAACUUGCCGCCGAAAGUUCUAACCUCAAGGAUAUGCUGGAAGCCACAAAAGCCUCCCAUGAUGAAUUACAACAAAAGACGCAAGGCUAUAAAGCUAUUCAAAAGGAGAACGCACAGCUUCAGAAAACGGCAAAUGGCCUGAGGAGAACUUUGCUGGCAGCACAGGAAGAAAAGGGCAAUCUGAGAAAGGACAAUGAACAAAUGAUGUCCAAGCUCGCUACCUUAAAUCCGUUCAAGAUCUUUGCCGGACCAAAUUGGUACCCGGAAUUAUCCGCGAAGAUGACCAAGGUGGUCAAAGAUCGAUGGUCUGGUCGAUUUGGCUCUCGGUACACCAAGGUCAGGGCUUUAAUGACAAGAUGGGAGUCCGAUGAUCUUGGUGUGGCUUCAGAGAUUGCAGCAUUGUCCCAGGUUCUGGAAGACAAUUUCGGCUAUGAGGUAUCAACAUAUCUCAUUCCUGAUUUGGAUUCCGAAAACAGUCUCGUUGACGAAGUCGCUCGAUUUUUGGGGGAUAGUGCCGCUGACGAGUUAGUCGUCUUUUAUUAUGGGGUUCAUGUGUUGAUACACACGGGAGGAUAUUGGGCCGCAAGAAAAACGGAUAACUCUCCCACCUUACGUGCCGCUGAGAUUCAAAGGCUGUUUGAAAGAUCGUCCUCAGAUUCGCUUCUGUUGUUCGACUCCUGUCACGCUGCACAGAGCAGUAACACCACAAAUCCUGCAAAUGCACUCACCGAGCUUAUUGUCGCAUGUGGAUUUGAUUCGGUUGCUCCUGGGGUAGGAUCGCAAUCUUUUACACACAACUUGAUCCAGGUCUUGCAGUCACUCAGCAAAGAAGGGCCUUUUCCUGUUCAUCAGCUCUUCAACCAAACUCUGCAUUAUUGCAGGAAUAGGAUAGGGCGAACCACAGAGACGGCUCCAGUUCAUUGCAGUUUGACGGGAGUUAAGGGUGGUCGACGAAUGAUGCUACAUCCCUUAGUUCCCGCGCCAGUUCCACCGCGUGCUUCGAUACCGAAAAAUGCUUUGAGUGUCGGAAUUGCAGUUGAAGACGAUUUUGAUGAAAAAGAAUGGGAGGAAUGGAUUCUAAGAGCUCCCACUAGUGCUGAGUGCGUCCUGCAGCUACGGGUAGCGUCUUGUCGGUCGUACGAGCUGGUAAUGCGAUGA
Messenger RNA from Mollisia scopiformis, 1635 nucleotides. RefSeq lists its product as uncharacterized. NCBI's taxonomy places the organism in Eukaryota, Fungi, Ascomycota, Leotiomycetes, Helotiales, Mollisiaceae. The transcript has 5 exons. The record is from RefSeq and is a predicted model, not a curated record. The coding region runs from base 1 to 1635 and encodes 544 amino acids.